Bubalus bubalis (water buffalo) is the source of this 2484-nucleotide messenger RNA. It is a transcript of the gene PARP3, whose product is annotated as poly(ADP-ribose) polymerase family member 3. Lineage: Eukaryota; Metazoa; Chordata; Mammalia; Artiodactyla; Bovidae. Gene Ontology annotation, molecular function: NAD+ poly-ADP-ribosyltransferase activity. The record is from RefSeq and is a predicted model, not a curated record. The coding region runs from base 372 to 2045 and encodes 557 amino acids. Gene Ontology annotation, cellular component: site of double-strand break. The transcript has 11 exons.
GAGAGGGAGCCAGGCAGUCCCUGGGAGAGGAAGGCAAUGCCUGCACCUGCGGCCAAGGUCACUUGACAAACCAGUGGACACGUAUUGCAUGCCUCCUCAGGCGAGAUGUGCACCGCUAAGGGUGCGUCAGUCCCCUGGGCCUUGGCUCUGUCCAGGUCAAGUGUUCACCCAUUCAUGGGACAGGCUGCCCCGGCUCGGCCUGCCCAGCCUCUGACUCACCAGACUGGUGACCAAAUUACUGGAAUCCUAUCCACACCCAGUUCAUCCCUGCUCCCCUAAGGCUUACAGACGGUUGUUAGAACUGACUGCCUAGGAGGUACUGACCCGGUGGCCACCACUUCUCCCAGGUCCCUGCUUCUCUUAGAACAGCCAUGGUUCCAAAGCACAAGCUCCAAGUGCAGCAUGAGGGUCCUGAGAAGACGAAGGGGCGACAGGGGGCAGAAGAAGAGGACAGUUUCCGUUCCACUGCUGAGGCCCUUAAGGCCGCACCCACAGAGAAGUGCAUAGCCCGAGUGGACCCCUCAUGUCCACUCAGCUGCAACCCUGGAACCCAGGUGCAUGAAGACUACGACUGCACCCUGAACCAAACCAACAUUGAGAGAAACAACAACAAGUUCUACAUCAUCCAGCUGCUGAAAGAUGCUGACUGCUUCUUCUGCUGGACCCGCUGGGGACGCGUGGGGCACUUGGCACAGGCCGGCACAACAGAGGCAAGCAAGCAUUUGUGGCAGGCACUGUGGCUGUGUCGCUUACAGGGAGAGGUGGGCCGGUCAAAGCUCAGCCCCUUCGAGUCACUGGAGGAUGCAAAGAAGAGUUUUGAGAAGAAAUUUCGGGACAAGACCAAGAACAGCUGGGCAGAGCGGGACCACUUUGUGGCCCAGCCCGGCAAGUAUACACUUAUCGAGGUGCAGAGAGAGGACGAGGCCCAGGAAGUCGUGGUGAAGGUGGACGGAGGCCCAGUGAAGGCUGUGGUUCAGCGGGUGCGGCCCUGCUCCUUGGACGCAGCUACGCAGAAGCUCAUCACCAACAUCUUCAGCAAGGACAUGUUCCAGAAUGCCAUGGCCCUCAUGAAGCUGGAUGUGAAGAAGAUGCCACUAGGGAAGUUGAGCAAGCAGCAGAUCGCCCGGGGUUUCGAGGCCUUGGAGAAAGUGGAGGCGGCCUUGAAAGCCCCCACAGAUAGUGGGCGCAGCCUGGAGGAGCUGUCCUCCCACUUCUACACUGUCAUUCCCCACAACUUUGGCCGCAGCCGGCCCCCGCCCAUCAACUCCCCUGAGCUUCUGCAGGCCAAGAAGGACAUGUUGCUGGUCCUGGCGGACAUCGAGCUGGCCCAGACCCUGCAGGCCGCCACUGAGGAAACAAAGAAAGUGGAGGAAGUGCCACACCCACUGGACCGAGAUUACCAGCUCCUCAAGUGCCAGCUCCAGCUGCUGGGCCCAGAGACCCCUGAGUACAAGGUGGUACAUACCUACUUAAAACAGACUAGCAACAGCGACAGGCCUCCUGCUCUUCAACAUGUUUGGAAGGUGGACCGAGAAGGGGAGGGAGAUCGGUUCCAGGUCCAUGCCAAGCUGGGCAAUCGGAAGCUACUGUGGCAUGGCACCAACGUGGCCGUGGUAGCCGCCAUCCUCACCAGUGGGCUCCGCAUUGUGCCACAUUCUGGAGGCCGGGUCGGCAAUGGCAUCUACUUCGCCUCAGAGAACAGCAAGUCGGCUGGCUAUGUUACUGGCAUGUCCUGCGGGGCCCAUCACAUUGGCUACAUGUUCCUGGGUGAGGUGGCACUGGGCAGAGAGUACCACAUCACCGUCGAUGAGCCCAGAUUGAAGCAGCCACCCUCUGGCUUCGACAGUGUCAUUGCCCGUGGCCACACAGAGCCUGAUCCAACCCGGGACACCGAGCUGGAGCUAGAUGGCCAGCGAGUAGUGGUGCCCCAGGGCCAGCCCGUGCCCUGCCCAGAUUUCAGAAGCUCCAACUUUUCCCAGAGUGAAUAUCUCAUCUACCAGGAGAGCCAGUGCCGCCUGCGCUACCUGCUAGAGAUUCACCUCUGAGCUGUCUGCCCAACCCUCCCGCCCCCUGGGCAGGAGCUCAACCAUCAUCCUCAAUCCCAUAUCAACUUCCUGCCUUCACAUCUCCCUCCUGUGUUCCAGGGAUUCCCUCUCCCUCUGAUCCUUGUUGGUUCUGGCAUGGCUGUGGCCUCAGUCUCACCUCCUAAGGUGAUGGGUGUGAUGGACUGCAACACGAAUACAGCAGCCUAUUCAAGGCUGUGUAGUUAGGGGGGCACAAACUAAGAGUGGGUGGGUCCCACAUCCACCCAGGGCAUCCUCUGUGGCCUAACUGUCCAUCCAAGAGAGGUGAGAUGAUGGAUUUCCCUGGCGGUCCAGUGGUUAAGACUCUGCUUUCACUGCAGGGGGCACAGGUUCGACCCCUGGUUGGGGAAUUAAGAUCCCACAAGAUGUAUGGCAAAAAAAUAAAUGAAUUCUCUGUGAA